AAUUAUUUCCACGUACGAGAGGUCCUUGUUGAUUGAAUGGCAUGUAAAGUCAACAUUUAAAAGAGUAAAACAUUUGUAAUCUUUCUAAUAUGUGAACAAUGGUAUGUUUUAAAUGAGCUUUUUAAAGAUAAUGAUACUGGUAAUGCCAUUCCCUCCCAUUAAGAAGUCCUUAAAGCAGACUUCUAUUGUCAGAUCUUUGGUAUACUGUUGUCGCACAUCCCAUUGCUGUUUUACCACCACAAUGCAAUUAUUUUGAUAAACUGGACUUUAUUUGGGUAAAUGCAUAUCAAGCGGUAUGUCUCUGCCUAAAAUAAUAAUUUGCUCUAUAUUUUGAAAGCACAGUAUACCAAAUUCUGCUUCACAGACAUUUACAGAUUAGGAGUUGAACAUUCCCAAGCUGUGGCGGCCGCAGUGAAGUUGUCUUAACCAUAUGCAUUUUAUUUUCUCCCCCAUAUUGGACUAUCCUCUGUUAAACUUCUCUCUGUUAUUUGUGUGUGUAUGUGUGUGUGUGUGAUUUUUGUAGUGAAGAAGGCAAAGGCAGCCCCCUCGUGGAUGGCUGAAAGUGGUCCUCUGCCUGCCAACAGGGGAUUGUAAACAUUUGCAAAGGCCAGCAAGCAUUCAAGUCCCACCCCGGCCUUUUCGUGUCCUCUAUUCUUUCUCUGCCUUCUCCUUCUCUUUCCUUCUGUCUAAUUAACCUUUUCUAGGUGGUUUUGUUGUAGCGUGUAAAGGUCAAAUAUCGGGGACAUAGCCUGAAACGGUGCUAAUUUUGCAUUGUUUUGCAACACUUCUUAUGAAUGCUGCUUAGCCAUUUGAGAGCUAAAGCAAUGCUCCUUAACAGAUAAGGGUGGCAAUAUUCCUCAACCUCAAUGCCAGCAGUUUGCACAGCAGCUGUUAAUACUCGAUAGCACAACAGAGGUUCAUUAAUCCAACAGUGAAAACAGUCCCCAAGAAAAGCACAUUUAAUUCUGUAUGUGAACAAUUUACAAGAAAAUGUGUCAGCUUCUUAAGAUUUCAGAGGUAACACAUGGGAUUAUGACUGAGAGCAGAAAGUAUUCUUGCAAUAACCAACAUUUUUAUAUUGUCUGUCUUAUCCUUUUGAAAAUGUUAAUUCAUUCUUGAAAGAAAAAUCUUUUAAUGGCAGUUAUUUUGGUUUUUAGUGAUAAAGGCCUAUACAUAAACAAUGGCUGAUAAUAAUGACCUUUGCAGAAACCACAUUACCCAGGCAGCUGGCUCUGCACACACCUACCAAUAUGUUCGCAGUAACACAAGUCAAUGAUUGGUUAUCUUAUAUAAUAGUCAUACUUCAUCUCGUCAUCAUUUGUCUAAGUUGCCGAGCCGACAUGACAUUAUGUUGGUAAAUAUUCUCUUUAACAGUGGUCUUCUUUUGUUGUUGUGUUUUACAGUUCUUUUUCCUGGCUCAGCCAGUCCUGUAUACCAGGCCCUGCUGAAAAUACCAUCCGAGUUUUGUCUCCUGCAGCAAUUUCUCUCUUCAGUGUGCUCUUUUUUUACAUGUUGUCAUUGUUGUGUGUCUGUAUUUAGGUCAUGUGUUUUUGUCAAAAUACUAUUUUUGGGUGUGGAUUUACUGUGAGAUGACAAUGAGGUAUUGAUUUUGGCCAUUUAAAAAAUACAAUCCGUGGCAUUUUACAAAUAAAGAUGAUCAAAUUACUUUUAAUUGGGCUGUGUUAGCACACAUAAAUCAAACCAGUCAUGCUGUGAUCUUAUUGGUUGAUUGAUGCAGUGGCAGGUAAGGAUACUAGAUGAAUGAUUUGCAGCAGACACGCUAGCCACACGAUAUCUGCUAUUGUCAUUUAGGUCAUACUAAUAUAUGCUGUGACAUUUGUGUUUUUGGUAAGUAAACACUGAUAGUUUGUAUAGUGUUCUUGCCAAAUCCCUAAAAUUCUCUCUGUGUGUAUCUCGAUUUUUCUCUGUGUGCUUUUAGUAGCGAAGCCGCCAGCGUGAGUCGCUUGUUUCAGUAAACGUCUCAAUGAAAAUUGAGGGCUCACCCAACUGGAGAAGCAGCUGUGCUUGCUAACCUUUGGUUCAUGACUUAAAAAACACGUUCAGGAUCUAUUCCAGAUGAGGCUAAAGCUUUGUCUCUGUUGGCGCCAGCAAACGCUAUUGCAGGAAUCCUGCCAGGAGGAGGACUUCUCCCGCUGCCCAAUCCCAUGUCCAAUCCAGCUAUGGGAGGAAACCCUUUCGGUGUUCCGAACAUGGAUGCGAUGGCUGCAUUUGGAUUCCCAGGACACAAUAUGAACCCACAGGCCGCUGAUCAGCUGCUAAAGUUCAUGACCGAUCCAAAACUGAAUCCUUUGGCUGCAGGCUUAAACCUGAGUGCGAGCCUGAAGGCGGACGCGUCUAAUAAAGAGAUGGAGGAAGCCAUGAAGAGAGUGAGAGAGGCCCAGUCGCUCAUUUCUGCUGCUAUUGAACCAGGAAAUAAAGAGAGCAAAAAGAAGCGCUCUCGCUCUAGAUCCAGGUCCAGGAGGAGGAGAUCCAGAUCACGUUCAAAACACAGGAGAACCAGGAGCAAAUCACAGCGGCGGCGGUCCAACUCCAGAAGCAGGAAGCGCUCCAAAAGCCCCCGCAGGAGACACACCGACUCCAGAGACCAAAGCAAGCGAUCUCCGAGCAGAUCACGGGAUAGAAAGAAAGACGAUUCAGGGAAAAGACGAUCCAAAACACCGCCUAAAAGCUACAGCACAACCAGGAGGUCACGCAGCGAGGAACGGAGACGCAGGAAAAGUCGCAGCAAGAGCCGAUCUCCUCCUAAAAAAAAGACUCCAUCUCCUCGACGACACAAGAAGGAAAAGAAAAAGGAGAAGGAAAGGGAGCGCAAGAUUGAUAAAGAGCGCAAUCGAGAGGAACGUGAACGCUCCACCAGCAAGAAGAAGAAGAGCAAAGACAAAGAGCGAGAUCGGGAGAGGAAAUCUGACGGAGAGAAAGGAGAUGUCAAGAUCACCAGGGAUUAUGAUGAGGAAGAACAAGGCUAUGACAGCGGGAAGGAGCGAGCGGACAGGAAAGAUUCUGACGACUCUGCUUUGUCUCCUCAGUCUGUCGAAGGUAACGGCACCGCGCGGCAGGCCAAAGUAAACGGAGCUGACGAUCACCACGAAGAGGACAUGGAUGUCAGUGAUUAGGUCGUCUAUCUUUGUCCCUCCUUUCUGUUUUGGUUGUAAACAUGUUACGACUUUAUUCCCCACUGGGGUCGAUCUAAAAUGUGAAGUGAGCGUCAAAUGUAAUGAUUUUUCGCACAGAAGAGUCGCUGUAUUGACAUUUUGCAGAGUUGGCCAUAUGUCCCAUAGCUUUAAAGUACCCUCAUGCUUUUACCUCCGGAAAAAUCAUAGUCUGUUAAAACUGGAAGUAGGUUUGCUUUGCUUUUCUCGAGCUUGUGUCACCUUUUUACACAUAUUGUAUCUUUUACAUUAUUUUUGUGUUGUGGUGUGUUGUUCAGGCCUCUUCCCUCAACUUCUCGAAACAGUUAAUACGUUUGUUUCUUAUUUGAAAGUGUCGAUUGUUUUAUCAAGGAUUUCUUUUAUAAUAAAGCCUAUUUGGAAAAAAAA
Molecule: messenger RNA, 3557 nt
Organism: Gymnodraco acuticeps
Lineage: Eukaryota; Metazoa; Chordata; Actinopteri; Perciformes; Bathydraconidae
Product: serine/arginine-rich splicing factor 11-like
Exons: 11
Coding region: 2166-3134 (322 amino acids)
Cellular component (GO): nucleoplasm
Molecular function (GO): RNA binding
Source: RefSeq, a predicted model, not a curated record